UUCGCGCCGGACGGUCCCGCGAAACGUAGUCCCGACGCGUAUCGCCGCGAGUCCAUGUGAGCGACCGACAGUUCUCUCGUUGUGCACGGUGAACGAAGGAUCGGCAAACUGUACGCGCCGCAGGAAGACGACAUGUUGACGAUGGAGACGGAUCUCAAGGGCGGCAGCCUGCACGCCACGGUGCCGCCGCACCACGCGCUGCAGCACGGGUACGGCUCGCUGGGCGCGCUGGGCGGCAUGAUGGCGCUGCCGCAGCAACAGCCCCUGCAGCACCAGCCGCUGCAGCACCAGCACCACCAGCCGCUGCCGCCGCACCACGCGCAGCCGCCGCAGCAGCACCACCAGCCGCCCAACAACAACAACAACAACACCAAGAACUCCAACACUGACCGCGUCAAGCGCCCCAUGAACGCGUUCAUGGUGUGGUCGCGAGGCCAGCGCAGAAAGAUGGCAUCCGACAACCCCAAAAUGCACAAUUCGGAAAUCUCUAAACGCCUCGGUGCCCAGUGGAAAGACCUCUCAGAAUCUGAGAAAAGACCGUUCAUCGACGAAGCGAAGAGGCUUCGAGCCGUUCACAUGAAGGAACACCCCGACUACAAAUACAGACCCAGGAGGAAGACGAAGACCCUCGCCAAGAAGCAAGAGAAAUAUCCGCUCGGAGGUGGAGCGUUACUAGGGGCCGGUGAGGCGCAAAGAACGGCAGCGCCCUCGGCGCAACAGCCGCGAGAUGUGUAUCAAAUGACACCCAACGGAUACAUGCCAAAUGGAUACAUGAUGCACGAUCCCAGUGCAUACCAACAGCAGGCGUACGGAUACCCUCGCUACGACGUGUCUCAGAUGCAGCAGGGCGGAUACGGAGGAGGAUACUACGGAGGUGGCGGGCAGGGCUCGCCGUACUUGCCGCAGCCGCCGUCGCCCUCGGCCUACGGCAUCGGGCCGGGCUCCCCCGGGGGCUACGUGCUGCCGCCGUCGUGCGCGUCGCACUCGCCGAGCGGCUCGUCGGCCAAGUCGGAGCCGGUGUCGCCGGGCCCGCCGGGCAUGAAGCGCGAGUUCGUGGCGCACGAGCCGCCGGCGCUGAAGCGCGAGUUCGCGCCGCACGCUCACCACCACGACCAGCUCGCGAUGAAGCGCGAGUACGGCCAGCAGGACCUCAGCCACAUCAUCAACAUGUACCACGUGCCCGACGAGCAGAGGUACGCGGCCGCCGGGGAGCGCGCCAUGCCGCUCAUCUGAGAAUCGCCGUUCGCGUGCGACAUCGACAUCCCGCCGCUAUGAGCUGGGUGUGUCGCCGCGGUGGCCGCCAGUGACUUUGUUGCGACUCGGUUGUCGCUAGGACAGUGAUCGUUAUCUCCCGGCCGAACAUACUUCUAGGUAUGUCAGUUUUUGUUUUAUAUGACCGAUGUUAGUGUUGGAACUGUUGACUUAGCGAGUUAGGCCGUCGCCGAGCCGACGGCCGAAAGUUCAAUUUAAUGUUGUUGAUGAAUUAUCCUGUAUUAUAUUAUGAUUAUUGUAUUUUUUCAUGGUUUAAGUUAAAAUAUUAAGUUGUGCCGUGCGGAUGGACGCAAGGGUGUGCGUGAGGUACUUUGAGAGACGAUGUAGUGAUCGAGGUAAUUUGAAUACCAAAAAAAUUUGAACAAUUUGUAAAUAUAGUUAUAAUGGCUAGAGUUAAAGUUGGAGUUAGUCGGUAACGUGUAGGUAGAUAGCGAUAAGUCGUGCCACGACGCCACACUCUUACGCCCGUCGUGCGUUGUACAAAAUAUUUGUUAUAUCGAAACGAAAGUUAUAAAGCCUCGAAAGACUUAAAAUAUUGUAAUACGAAAAUGUACAGUGAGUGUUAUAUAGUCAGUGGACACAAAAGUAUAUUGAAGAAAAAGAUGAAGUUAUCAAUAAACGACGCGUUAAAAUUGUA
Messenger RNA from Ostrinia nubilalis (European corn borer), 1909 nucleotides. RefSeq names its product transcription factor Sox-14 (gene SoxN). The record is from RefSeq and is a predicted model, not a curated record. The coding region runs from base 133 to 1233 and encodes 366 amino acids. The transcript has a single exon. Gene Ontology annotation, biological process: regulation of DNA-templated transcription; cell differentiation; anatomical structure morphogenesis. NCBI's taxonomy places the organism in Eukaryota, Metazoa, Arthropoda, Insecta, Lepidoptera, Crambidae. Gene Ontology annotation, molecular function: RNA polymerase II cis-regulatory region sequence-specific DNA binding; DNA-binding transcription factor activity, RNA polymerase II-specific.